AUGGAGCUCGCCUUGGGGGCCAUGGCCGGCCUAGCCCCCAAGCUGGGCGAGCUUCUCACGGCGGAGUACGUCGUGCAGAAGGGCCUCAAGCCCGACAUCGAGUCCCUCUCCAAGGAGCUUGUGAUGAUGAAAGCCUCUCUGGAGGACUCGUCUCGGGUACCACCGGACCAGCUCAGUGAGGUGGAAAAGCACUGGGCACGGCAGGUCCGGGAGCUGUCGUACGACAUGGAGGACGUCGUCGACGACUUCAUCCUGCGCGUGGCUAAUGGUGGCAAGUCUGCAACUGCCACCGACGCCAACGUCUUCAAGAAGAUCCUUGGCAAGGCCACCGCUGCGGUGAAGAAGGUCAAGCAUCGCCAUCAGAUCUCUGACAAGAUUAAAGACAUCAAGAAACUCUCCAACGAGCUGGCUGAGCUCCGUGCCAAGUACACAGUAAGGGGUGCGGGUGCGGAUCUCGCCGCGAACACUGGCAUUGAUCCUCGUGUCAUCAAUCUCUACAAGAAAGAGUCAGAUCUUGUUGGCAUCGAGGAGUCAAGGGACAAACUAAUCAGGAUGUUGUCGAUAAGGACCAAAGACGAUGCUCAUGCUCACGUGUCUCAUCAGAGCCUAAAGAUAGUGUCUAUAGUUGGGGUUGGAGGAUUGGGUAAGACUACUCUAGCCAAAACGGUGCAUGAUAUGCUCAAGAAACAAUUUGUCUGUUCUACUUUUAUUUCUGUUGGUAGGACUCCUAGUCUGACUAGGACAUUUGAGAAGAUGCUAGUGGAUCUGGAUGAAAAUUAUAGCCAAGUGAACAUGUCAAGAUGGGAUGAAGAGCGAUUCUCCAACGAGCUGCAUAAAUUCUUACAGCAGAAGAGGUACUUCAUCGUUGUUGAUGACAUAUGGGAUGUUGGAACAUGGGAAGUGAUAAGAUAUGCCUUGAAGGACAAUAAUUGUGGAAGUCGAAUAAUCAUGACUACUCGUAAUUUUGAGGUUAUCACGAAAGUAGAAGAGAUUUACAGACUAAAACCUCUUUCUGAUGGAAACUCUAAGAAAUUAUUCAACAAAAGAAUACAUGGUCAGGAAGGAGAAACACUUGAUGAUAUAUCAACUGAAGUGUCUAGUAAGAUCAUAGAUAAAUGUGGUGGUGUACCGUUGGCUAUCAUUGCAAUAGCUAGUUUAUUGGUUGACAGACCUUGCGAUGAUUGGUUAAAGGUGUAUGACUCAAUUGGUUUUGGGAAAGGAGACAACACAACAAAGAUUAUGUCAUAUAGCUACUAUGAUCUGCCUUCUUAUCUAAAACCAUGCCUAUUGCAGCUAAGCAUAUUUCCAGAAGAUUUAACAAUUGAUACAAGGUGUGUGAUAUGGGUGUGGAUAGCAGAAGGUUUUGUCCAUCUUGAUGAGAAAGAGGAGGGUAGCCUAUUUGACGUUGGAGAAAGAUACUUCAAGGAGCUUGUAAAUAGAAGCAUGAUCCAACCAAUAGAUGACAAAUAUAGUCGGUUCAUACAACAGUUCAAAAUUCAUGAUAUUGUGUUUGAUCUCAUCCGUGAGCUGUCGAAAGAUGAAAACUUUAUUUCUAUUUUGAGUAGUAGAGAGCAACAUGCAUCUUUGGACAAUUUAAGAAGCGAGAAGAAGACCAGCAUGACUCGUUCGAACAGUAAGGUACGCCGUCUGGCUCUCCGAAAUCACCAUGUGCAGCAAAUUCCUGAUGACACCAUUGACAUGCAAGAGGUUUUGAGGUCACUUAACAUUAUAAAUAGUGAGGUUGAGAUUAUGACACCACUUCAUAGCUUCAGAGUUUGCCGUGUGCUAUAUAUAGAAAACAGCUACGUCCCAAUCAGCUUAAAGCAUAUAGGGAGGUUGUUGCAUCUCAAGUACUUAGAUAUAUCUUUCACGGCUGUUGACGAGGUUCCUAAGGAACUGGGGCAUCUGAAAUCUCUACAGUCACUGGUAUUAAUCAAUAUUGGGCUAGACGAGCUACCACCGACUGUUUGUUCGCUUACACAGCUGAUGUGCCUGGUAGCUCAGGGGUUCAAAAGGUUCCCGGCUAACAGGAUGGGGAACCUAACAUCUCUAGAGGAGCUACGGUUAAAGACCGUAAUUGGUCGGAGUACCACGGAGGACCUUGUGGUAGAGCUUGGCAAGCUGACGAGGUUGAGGAUGGUCAGGAUGACUUUGGCCGAGGAACUAGACGAGAGCUUGCAAAAAGCAUUGGUGCGAUCGCUGUGCAGUCUGCGGGAACUCCAGGAACUAGUGCUUUCUUCUUCAGGAUCACAGCAGGGUGCCACUGUGUGGGAAGACUGGGAGCCACCUAUGCAGCUCCGGCGCCUACUUGUAGGAGGCAUCUUCUUCUGGCAGCUGCCUGGGUGGAUCAACCGCUCUCGCGUGCCACACCUCAUCUUCUUAUCUCUGGAAAAGUUUGCUGUUGAAGUUCAGGACCUCGAUAACCUAGCGAGAUUGCCAGAGCUGAGCUACCUCGAGCUAGAUGGUUUCGUCUGGCCUCCAGGGUAUACUGUUGGCACAGACGACUUCAAGAAUCUGAGAUUCUGUGAUGUGGGUACAACGCUCAAAUUUCCUAUGGGCGCCAUGCCAAGGCUAGAAGAGCUGCAGUUUGGUGUUUUUGCAGGGUAUUGGAGUUGGCAAGUUAAUGGUGUGCCGUUUGAGCAGUUCCCAACAAAGGAUAUAAUCGAAGAUCUUGACUUGGGCCUGCAUAACCUCCUUUCACUUGAGAAAGUCACCGUCAGAGUCAUCUGCUCGGGUGCUACUGCCGUAGAAGUGCAGGAGGUGGAGGCCGUGGUCACAAGUGCUGUGGAAAAUCAUCCCAAUCGUCCAACCAUACAAGUGCAUCGAAUGCUUGAAAGACUGAUUUUAUCUGACGAACACAGGGUGGCUCUGCUUCAGCAACACAUUCAACAACGCUACCAUGUGCUCUGGUUGAAGGAUGAGCCUGAUGCUUGGUUCAUCGCCCACCUGCGGUCGUACCGACUUCUUCAGAAAGCCGUUAUUUCCAUCGACUGUGCGGGUGCCAGCCUGUGUGAGGUGGAGAAAGUGGAAGCAGCUUUUAGGCAUGCAGCCGAGGUUCACCGUAACCAUCCGACUAUCCAACUGAUCAGAACAAACACCGACGAAAUGGUCUCCUCAUCUAACCAUCCCGACACAGAGUCCUUCUAA
Miscanthus lutarioriparius is the source of this 3147-nucleotide messenger RNA. NCBI's taxonomy places the organism in Eukaryota, Viridiplantae, Streptophyta, Magnoliopsida, Poales, Poaceae. The record is from the annotation of a GenBank genome assembly.